Molecule: messenger RNA, 408 nt
Organism: Blastomyces dermatitidis ER-3
Lineage: Eukaryota; Fungi; Ascomycota; Eurotiomycetes; Onygenales; Ajellomycetaceae
Exons: 3
Coding region: 1-408 (135 amino acids)
Source: RefSeq, a predicted model, not a curated record
AUGUCUGGUCAUCAUCAAGCUUCUCAUGAGCGUUCUCAUGACUUCUCUGAUCACUUUUUACCAGCUGAUGAAGCAGGGAUGCUGCUGUCUAUGACUGCAUCUUCAUCUCUCUCAGUCCUGCCAUCACACUCAAUCUUCAGGCCAGCAGCUCAUCUCAUCCCUUCCUCAGGCCAGUCCCUGACUUCAAGCAGUGCAGUCCCUCUCUUUGCUGUGACCAGUCUUCAAGACUCUGCUGCAACUGUAUAUACCCUGGUGUUCAGCUCUUCUAGAGUCUAUACAUUUCUGACAGCCUUCAUAUCAAAUGUUCUUAGCAAAGACUGCACUAUUCUGACUUAUCAGAAUUUACAGUAUGAAAGUCAUGUCUCAGCUUCUGCAGAUGUCUUAUCUGCUCAGAUGAUUCUCAAGUGA